Molecule: messenger RNA, 1779 nt
Organism: Gossypium raimondii (Peruvian cotton)
Lineage: Eukaryota; Viridiplantae; Streptophyta; Magnoliopsida; Malvales; Malvaceae
Product: glucose-1-phosphate adenylyltransferase small subunit, chloroplastic/amyloplastic
Exons: 9
Coding region: 79-1635 (518 amino acids)
Biological process (GO): glycogen biosynthetic process
Molecular function (GO): glucose-1-phosphate adenylyltransferase activity
Source: RefSeq, a predicted model, not a curated record
ACACAAAUCCCGUCAAACAUCAGAUCCAUAAAGCUGCCACUCCCACAUACUUGCACUCAUUUUAGAGUUAAACUGCAAAUGGCAAGCAUGGCCGCAUUGGGUGCUUUCAGGUCGCCUGCUACAUCGUCGUCCAAUGCUUCUUUCGUUUCUCGGAGCCGUCUAUCCACUGCUCCUCGGACCUUGUCCUUUUCGGCUUCUUCUUUGUCCGGCGACCAUGUUGUUUCUAGAACCAUUACCGGUUCCCGCCAAAAGGAACGUACUCCAUUGAUCGUUUCGCCGAAGGCCGUUUCGGAUUCCAAGAACUCGCAGACAUGUCUUGAACCCGACGUUAGUCGAAGUGUUUUGGGGAUUAUAUUGGGAGGUGGAGCAGGGACAAGGCUUUACCCGCUAACAAAGAAGAGAGCAAAGCCGGCUGUUCCAUUAGGAGGAAAUUAUAGGCUAAUUGAUAUUCCCGUUAGCAAUUGCUUGAACAGUAAUGUGUCCAAAAUCUACGUUCUGACUCAAUUCAAUUCCGCUUCUCUCAAUCGCCAUAUUUCCCGCGCAUAUGCUAGUAACAUGGGUGGUUACAAGAACGAAGGGUUCGUUGAAGUUCUUGCUGCUCAGCAAAGUCCCGAGAACCCAAAUUGGUUCCAGGGGACUGCGGAUGCUGUGAGGCAGUACUUGUGGUUGUUUGAGGAACAUAAUGUUCUGGAGUUCUUGGUUCUUGCUGGGGACCAUUUAUAUAGAAUGAAUUAUGAAAGUUUUAUUCAGGCCCAUAGGGAGACUGCUGCUGACAUUACGGUGGCUGCAUUGCCUAUGGAUGAAAAACGGGCUGCUUCCUUUGGUCUGAUGAAGAUUGAUGACGAAGGCCGUAUAAUUGAAUUUGCUGAGAAACCCAAAGGGGACCAACUCAAAGCUUUGCAGGUUGACACCACAAUUUUAGGUCUUGAUGAUGAGAGAGCAAAAGAAAUGCCUUACAUUGCUAGUAUGGGCAUAUAUGUUGUCAGUAAAAACGCGAUGUUGGACCUUCUUUCGAAGAAGUUUCCUGGUGCCAAUGAUUUUGGAAGUGAAGUCAUUCCAGGUGCUACUUCCAUUGGGAUGAGGGUGCAAGCUUACUUGUAUGAUGGCUACUGGGAAGACAUUGGUACAAUAGAGGCAUUUUACAAUGCAAAUCUGGGAAUUACCAAAAAGCCAGUGCCGGAUUUUAGCUUCUAUGACCGUUCAUCUCCAAUCUACACCCAGCCUCGCUAUUUGCCUCCAUCCAAAAUGCUUAAUGCUGAUGUUACAGAUAGUGUUGUUGGCGAGGGUUGUGUUAUUAAGAACUGUAGAAUUCACCAUUCUGUUGUUGGUCUCCGAUCUUGCAUUUCUGAGGGUGCAAUCAUAGAAGAUACCUUACUAAUGGGAGCAGAUUAUUAUGAGACUGAGGCUGACAGAAAAUUUCUAGCUGCAAAGGGCAGUGUUCCAAUUGGUAUCGGAAAGAAUUCGCACAUCAAGAGAGCCAUCAUUGACAAGAAUGCUCGGAUAGGCGAUGAUGUGAAGAUCAUUAACAACGACAAUGUGCAAGAAGCUGCUAAGGAAACGGAUGGAUAUUUCAUUAAGAGUGGGAUUGUGACGAUAGUGAAGGAUGCCUUGAUUCCCAGUGGAACUGUAAUUUGAACUAGUAGAGGUACUGUUCCCUUAGUUAUUCCUGAGAAAGUAUUGCAAUAGCAAUUUUUUCCUACAGUUUAAAGACUUUGCUCCACCUGAGAAACAAUGCUGUAAAGGUCAUUUUCAGUUUGAAUAAUACUUUUUUGUCCAUAA